AUGAGUGCUAUAAGAAUUGACAAAGCAUUUUUAGGGCACUUCAUAGAUCAGCUAAGGAUAACAAUGAACCAUCAAUUCCAUGAGAAUCCAAGGGAUUCAUAUAGGUACAACAAUCCAUCUUGUUUAAGGGUUCACAUUAGUACCACCAACACAGAGCUAGGAGAUCCUUUCACAAAGGAUCAAAUAGAUUUAAUAACCGCGCAUUUAUGUAGCUUUAUACACUUUUCAACUCCGAGAGCUCCAUGUAUGGUGUUUUAUGGGUAUUUAGGCCUUAAGAAAAUGAUUAUAAAAAGACUACUGACUAUGUUGAUGUAA
Messenger RNA from Macrosiphum euphorbiae (potato aphid), 315 nucleotides. Lineage: Eukaryota; Metazoa; Arthropoda; Insecta; Hemiptera; Aphididae. The record is from the annotation of a GenBank genome assembly.